AUGACGUCCACAGCAUCGACGGGCGCUGUCCCGACCCCCAACGUCACUCCUUCAACGGAGAAUAUCUCUCUUGGACAGCGCAUGAUCUCCGCGACAGCCGGGAACAUCUUGACAGGCUUGCUCGUCACUCCCUUGGACGUUGUACGAGUACGGCUUCAAUCGCAAUCGAACACCUCUGCCGCUCCAUAUACCACACAUACGACUCAGACGUUAAAGAACCUUCCACCGAACCUCGGGAUUACGGCGUGUUGCCGAGAAGUGUUCUGGGUAGGAGACAAUGCGCAAAUCUGCAUGUUUGGGCCACAAGAAGGUGUACUUCGGAGUCAGGCGCACCCUGCCAUUGAUUGUGCGGUGGAAGAGACGCAGCGACGGACUUUCACUUCGACCUUUGAUGGACUCCGCAAGAUCGCCCGGAAUGAGGGCAUUUGGACCCUGUGGCGCGGACUUAGUCCGACCUUGAUGAUGGGUAUUCCGGCGAAUAUUAUCUAUUUUGCUGGAUACGACUGGCUGCGGUCGGAUGAUCGCAGCCCCAUCAAGCAGAAUGUGUCAGAUGUAUAUGCCCCCUUCGUGGCGGGCGCCAUAGCUCGCACGGCGGCCGCAUCGGCCACAAGUCCGGUGGAGAUGUUCCGGACAAGACUGCAAGCCACUCCCGGCCAUGGUGCGGGUCACUUCAAGGCUACUUUGGAAGGCCUGUAUCAAAUGACCCAGGCCAGCGGCUAUACCUCCCUAUGGCGAGGACUGUCGCUCACCAUGUGGCGCGACGUGCCUUUCUCCGGUCUAUACUGGUGGGGCUACGAGAAGGCGAAAGAGGCGUUGGAGAAUACGCGACAGCAUGCGCCGCAUCGAUCUGGCUCAGAGAUGGAGCCACCAUCCACUUCAACAGCCUUCUUCGAGAGCUUUAUCGCCGGUGCGACCUCUGGAUCGGUGGCAGCGUUCGUCACAACGCCUUUUGAUGUGGGCAAGACGAGGCAGCAGGUCUUCCGACACAUAGAUGACGGUGUCCCGUCAAGUGGUGGCCAACGUCCAUCUCUCCCUCCCAAGGCCCUUGCCCCUGAGCAGCUUUCCCUUCCCAAGUUCCUCAUGCACAUCCUCCGAGAGGAAGGCAUGGCUGGUCUGUUCAAGGGCUGGGGAGCGCGCUGCCUUAAGGUUGCCCCAGCCUGCGCCAUUAUGAUCUCGACCUAUGAGCUGGGCAAGCGCAUGGCCCAAGAGGUGAACGAGCGCCGACAUUCUGAAAGCGGAUAA
Messenger RNA from Penicillium subrubescens, 1242 nucleotides. RefSeq names its product putative mitochondrial carrier protein. The record is from RefSeq and is a predicted model, not a curated record. NCBI's taxonomy places the organism in Eukaryota, Fungi, Ascomycota, Eurotiomycetes, Eurotiales, Aspergillaceae. The transcript is spliced from 2 exons. Gene Ontology annotation, biological process: mitochondrial transmembrane transport. Bases 1 to 1242 code for a protein of 413 amino acids.